AAUCCAGUGGCUGUUUGCGCCAGGAGGGGCAGGGGUGGGAGCGGAGCGGAAUACCCUGAACCACGUUUCCGCUGGACCCCAACUUGGAAUCCAAGCCAGCUCCUCAUUCACCCGGUUAUUUAUGGAAGGCUUGCGCAGCCCAGGUGGUUGCCUUAGUGAUGGACGGGGAGUCAGAACCAAACCCUGCUGUAACGGAGGAGGCAGAGGAGCAGGUGGAGCCGAUGAACGCCACUCCCACCCCCCAGCAACAGGCCACGCCUCCCACAGAGGAUGCUGCAGAGGCAGUUUCCAUGGAGACGCAAGAUGUAACCACAAAGGAGGGUGGCACAGAGGAUAAUGACGACGAUGUGGUUCUGGUGAUGGAGGAGGCUCCUCAGCCUUCUGGCACAACCCUUUCCCAAGACACGCCCAGCACAGACUGUGUAGAGCCAGCUGCUGCCGGGGCAACUGUAGACAUGUCCACAGCCGUGACGCCUGCCAAGUCCCCCUCUCCUCCGGCUUCUUCCAGCACGUCCACUGUGGCAGCGCGUCCAAAAACUCCGACAGCCGCAGAGCCCAUUGUCAUUGAUGACGAGGAGGACUCUGAGCAGAAGGACACGUCGCCCUCUUCACCUGUGCCCCCCGGAGGUUCCUCUGCACCCCAGUCACCAGGUGCACUCAGCAGCACUGAGCCAGAUUCUGAGAUCAGGAUCGCCAGUGUCACCACACUGGGCUCCAGCAGCCAGAAAGGAAGCUCCACAGUCUCUGCAGCAAAUACUCCUCCACAUCCAGUGGAUGUUCAGGCAGACAUGAACCUGAUGAUAACAUCUGUGACAUCUCUGCAGGAAGGAACGGUGGCUAACGCAGCAGCAGAAGAAAAUGGUCUGCAGAUCAGCAACGCGUUCAGCCUGAAUCCUGACACCCCAUCUGGUCGACCGACAGCCUCCUUCAACCCUGGGCGGGGUUCAGGUCCCAUGGGCCAGCUGGUGCAGAAUGGAGACACGGGGACACACACCAGAGCAGACUCGUGGAUCUCUCAGUCGGCGUCGGUCCCCCGCAGCCAAAAGCAGACGGGGGUGGACUCUCCGUCACCAGCCACUUCCCUUCCCAAACCUCCAGGCCAGUCUUCCUCAUCGACUUCCUCCUCAGGGGCCCAGACACAGCCCAGGACAGUAAAGGUGACCUGUGCAAACUGUAAAAAGCCGCUAAAGAAAGGCCAAACAGCCUACCAGCGAAAAGGCUCCACACACCUGUUCUGCUCCACCACCUGUCUCUCUGCCUUCUCACAUAAACCUGCCCCGAAAAAGAGCUGCACCAUGUGUAAAAAGGAUAUCACUAAUAUGAAAGGUACCAUCGUGGCCCAGGUUGACUCCAGCGAGUCUUUCCAGGAGUUCUGCAGCACUGGCUGCCUUGGUGCAUAUGAGAACAAGCAGAACCCACCCAAAUCAGGUCUCAAAACCAAAUGUACUGUCUGCGGCAAGCUCACAGAGAUACGCCAUGAGGUCAGCUUUAAGACUGUGACCCAUAAGAUUUGCAGCGAUGCAUGUUUCAAUGUUUACAGAAGGGCCAACGGAUUAAUCAUGAACUGCUGUGAGCAAUGUGGCGACUACCUGCCAAGCAGAGCAUCAGCCAACCACUUCCUGCUGGUGGAUGGCCAACAGAAACGCUUCUGUUGCCAAAACUGCGUCAGGGAGUUCAAGCAGGCUCACAGUAAACUUGCCAGCUGCCUGACCUGCAAAACACUGAUCAAGACGGGCGAGGUGCUCCACAGCCUCGGAGCCGGUGGCACCAUGGGCUCCUACUGCUCUGUGAACUGCAUGAAUAAGGGCAAGCUGGCAUCGACCUCCUUCGUCAACACAGAGCCUACAUGUCACUUCUGUAAGAAGAAUGGAUUACCACAAUACCAGGCCACGCUGCCAGAGGGAAACAUCCUGAACUUCUGCAGCUCACAGUGUGUCACCAAAUUCCAGAAUGUCACCCUUCAAACCACCACCAACGGACAGACGUCCCUCUCCACGAUGAGCGACACCAUCCAGCUGAAAUGUAACUACUGUCGAGGAGCGUUCAGCUUGAAGCCUGAAAUUCUAGAUUGGGAGGAUAAAGUCUACCAGUUCUGCAGUAAGACGUGCUGUGAGGACUACAAGAAGCUCCACUGCAUUGUGACGUUCUGUGAGUACUGCCAAGAAGAGAAGACGCUACAUGAGACAGUCAAGUUCUCCGGAGUCAAGAGGCCGUUCUGCAGUGAAGGCUGUAAGCUGUUGUAUAAGCAGGAUUUCAUCAAGCGUUUGGGUUUGAAGUGUGUCAGCUGUAACCACUGCAGCCAGCUGUGUAAGAGAGGUCUGACCCGGCAGCUCGGCGGCAUGACUCGAGACUUCUGCAGCGAUACAUGUGCCAAGAAGUUCCACGACUGGUAUUAUAAGGCGGCGCGGUGCGACUGCUGUAAGGUGCAGGGUAACCUGACGGAGUCUGUGAUGUGGAGAUCAGAGAUGAAGCAAUUCUGUGACCAGGAGUGUCUACUGAAGUUCUACUGCCAACAAAACGAGCCCAUCAUGGUCACACAAAAAGGCCCUGAAAACACCAUCGGUUUUGAAAUGCAAGGGUCCAAACUUGGAACGGUGAAUCAGGGAACUGUGGCCUAUGCUGGUGGAGGCUUGGCAAGAGAUGUCAAGAACAAGGCUGUGCUCUGCAAACCGCUCACCUUGACCAAAGCCACGUACUGCAAGCCACACAUGCAGAGCAAACUUCUACAGACGGAUGUGGACGACGGUGUGAAGAGGGAAUAUGUUCCUGUACCCAUUCCUGUGCCUGUGUUCAUACCUAUACCCAUGAAUAUGUACUCCCAGGUCACUCCCACUCCAGUGUCUCUGCCAGUACCGAUUCCUGUGCCGGUGUUCCUGCCCACCACGCUGCAAGGUGCAGAGCAGAUCAUCCAGACCAUCAAGGAGCUGAAGCACGAAGCCGCCCCUGGCCCUCUAAUCCCUCUAACAGAGGACCAGAAGCCAGAUGUGAAGCUGGUCAGGGUGAAGCAGGAGCACAAAGAGGAGUCGAGCUCCAGUGGCAGCAGCUCUGAGGAAGAGAAGGAGAAGCAGGCGGAAGAGGAGGAAGAGGAGUAUGAACCAGAGCUGGACCUGGAGUCAGACUUCCCUCAAGCGUCAGACCCUGUUCCGGUCCUGGAGGGAAUGGAUGAAGACAUGGGCUUCUCUCUACCUCUAGUCCUGGCAGAAGAGAAAGAGGAACCAGAGUCUGUACCUCGACCUCAGCCUAGGAGACAAGGUAACAAGAGGCAAGCUUUGGAGGAGGGCUCAGGUGCUGCCUCGCUGCCUUCUUCCCAUUCAGCAGGUCAGCACUCACAAGGACGAUCGCUCCCUCUCAAAGCUCGCUACGGCCUCAAUGCCUGGAAACGCUGGGCGCUGUCUUCUGUGGACCAGUCAGACGACACCAAAGCAAAGGACCAAUCCAAACAAGCCCGGUCCAAAUAUAACCUGCUGUCGUUGAGUUCAAAGGAGCUAAACGUGGCUUUGUCCCGAUUCGUCAGGGAGGUCUGCAGACCUGGUGGGGAGCGCUACUCCCCAGACAGCAUCCUCUACCUCUGUCUAGGGAUUCAGCAGCAUCUUCAUGCCAAAGGCCGGAGGGAUGAUCUGUUCAGCGACCCGUGCUACCAGCAGUUUGGAGAGGAGCUCAACAGGGUCCUGAAGGACUGGCAGCCCAGCGUGCUUCCUGAUGGUUCUCUGUGGGGUCGCGUGGAGGAGCAGAGCCUCUGGAGCAGCCGGCAGCUCGGAGAGCAGAGUCCAGAUGCGCUGCUUCGCUCUCUCGUCUACCUAAAUACCAAAUACUUUGGUCUGCGCACCGUGGAGCAGCACCUCCGCCUGUCCUUCGCCAACGUCUACGGCCCUGACACGGUCCAUCCCGUCACCAAGGAGACCACCGUCUGCAUCCGCGUGCCUUCCAUCUCUCAGGAUCAACACGUGCAAACAGUGUCGAGGCAAAGAAAGCGCAAGUUUGAGGAGAGUGACCAGGACUAUGAACCGGAUGAGGACUCGGGAGGCUCCACUGUACGUUGCCCAGUUAAAACUCAUGAGUGUCGCCUCUAUGAGCUCUACAGGUCAAAGUGCCCGGCGUUGCUGCGGACGCGCCUUGAUGUCUUCUACGUUAUGCCGGAUCCAGCCUGCAGCCUCAAGGCUCCGCUGUGGUUCACCUCCACGUCACUGGAGCGGCAGGUUCUGGAGGGCCUUCUCACCAGAGUUCUCAUGGUCAGGGAUGUUUACACAGACAAAGAUCAGGAGGAGGAUGAAGAGGAAGGGGACACGGGUGAAACAGCCACUUAGACUUGUUUUGUUAUUAGAACCUUAUCAGUCAGUGGAACGGGAGCAUAGCUAGUGCAAAUACGCCUCCUAUGGCAUAUCAUCGGUUUCUCUAAACCCUUCUCACUCACUCCACUGUUUCCUCCUUCCUGCGUCCACAACACAAAUAAUGAAAGGCCCAAACUUCAACAGAAAAUGGUGAAAGCGGUUGUGAAAAAAAUCUUCCUUCCAGUGAAAAAGCAGACAAGAGGAACAGGAGGUAGAGACACGUCCAGUGAGAAGGAACUGGGAGAAUGGGAAGGAUGAAAUAUACUGAUGGUUGAGAAGACAGGACGUGACAGAGCUUACAAAGAUAAUCAAGCAAAAGGUGAAAACCAGAAGCAAAGUAGGAGUAAAAGUUCGAAAUUCCAUCUUCACUUUGUAAAUCAUCAAAUUCCUCAGCAAUUUUUAUAUUUAUAUUUUGAUAAAGCUCAUGAAACAGUUUUGAGCCCGUAGUUAGAUGGAACCCAAAGUUGGUUUCGUGAACUGAAAGUCAGAAUGAGUGAGUGGAGCAGUAGAAUGCGUGAAUAAAGUUUGCAACGAAGCAGUGAACAUGUUUCGGCUGACGUUUUAAUUGGAUCUGUCCUCACCAGUGAUGGUUCAGACAAGCUCUACUACUGACUUACAGUAGUUGCUGUGUCCUUUUUACCCCCGUUGAAACCUGUUACAUCAGGAAACCUAGUCUGCAUCAGAAAUCAAAUAAAACCUGUCCCUGUAAAGCUCUGUGCACACAUGCAAACUAUGGGUUAAAAGGUCUUGCUCUGUUCAGUAACGGGUCAAAUAAAUCCGUGUGUUGGUUGUAAGUGGUCAUUUUCUUCUGCAUGAAGAUGGAAUUUCUGACUGUCCUGCAGCUGCUCUCUCGGUCAGGGUCGCUCUCCCACCUUACUGGGCUGAUCGUCCCACUCAUUGCUCUUCCUCUGCCAGCACUGCGCUCAAACAAAGGACUUCAGGACUGACCCUUAUGGGGUAAAGCCAACCUCCUGACAUGCUGUUUUUUGUUUUUUUUUCCAUUCAUGUCAUGUAGCAGUAUGUGCGUACGAAGCCCAGAUUGGGUUGCAUUAAAGUGUAAAUAGCUCUGAAACAAGGACUGAAAAGCACUCACGGAAACCUUCAGCUUGAACCUCGCCUCCUGAGAACCUGUUUUAGAGGGCAGAUUAUUUAUUUCUCAGUUUGACUGUGUCCUCACGUUGGGAUGAGGUUUCUAUGGAACCUCUGCUGCAGUCCCACAUCCCAGCGCUGCAGAAACCUGCUAAACAAUGAAUUACUCGACGCUCAGACAUUUUUUCAAGUUCUUUCUGCUUUUGUCCCUGUGUUUGUCUCCUCUAAUAUCAGUUUACUUUAAAGGCUGGGCUCUCGCUCAGUGUUUUUUGAAGCUGUCGAGUUCGGGUGCAACGGAGCAAGGGCUUGACGUUUGGUUGAACACAUACAGAUAUUUCUGUUUUAAGUUGUGUGAACUGACCGUGUUUGUUCACAGCUACACUAGUGUUAUUUAAGGUUUUCUAUUUAUAUAGUUAAAAUCCCUUGUUUACAGUUUACCUUUUUAAUAAAUUGGAGAAAGUGUCAUCAAGAUAAAAAAAUCAAAUCAAUAUUUGAGAUUUUUUUUUCCAAAACCAGUGACUGAAGAAAAACCAUGCACAUGUUUAUUAUAGGCCGACUCACGGUUUCUCCUGGUCCUGACUGAAGUGGGUGUGAGGACAGAGUAAACCUUUACUUUAUCUAAAGAGCAUCUAAUCGUUUAAUCCACCGUGUCAUUUUCUGACGCUAGAUCAGCGUCUCUGGUCCGAGCAAAGGUUUUACUGUGGGCUAAUCCAGCAGAACUGACCCAGGCUGCUUCAUUGUUCCCUGCUGGACUCGGGAGGCAGCGACUGACCCUGCCACAGGUUUGGACCUACAUUAGACACUGUGGCUGGCGUUGAUGUCUAAUGUGAAUGUGCCUAUCUGUAAAUACUGAAAGUGAGUGAGUGUGACUUGAGUCUGAUGCUACGUGUGUGGGAUGAUCUGCUGAUACGCUCAUGUGAAAUAAAUGAUUUCCUUUUUUAACCAGA
Messenger RNA from Betta splendens (Siamese fighting fish), 6364 nucleotides. It is a transcript of the gene zmym2, whose product is annotated as zinc finger, MYM-type 2. The transcript has 25 exons. Gene Ontology annotation, molecular function: zinc ion binding. The record is from RefSeq and is a predicted model, not a curated record. The coding region runs from base 159 to 4304 and encodes 1381 amino acids. NCBI's taxonomy places the organism in Eukaryota, Metazoa, Chordata, Actinopteri, Anabantiformes, Osphronemidae.